Molecule: messenger RNA, 1872 nt
Organism: Falco peregrinus (peregrine falcon)
Lineage: Eukaryota; Metazoa; Chordata; Aves; Falconiformes; Falconidae
Product: oocyte zinc finger protein XlCOF26
Exons: 3
Coding region: 107-964 (285 amino acids)
Biological process (GO): regulation of transcription by RNA polymerase II
Cellular component (GO): chromosome
Molecular function (GO): chromatin insulator sequence binding
Source: RefSeq, a predicted model, not a curated record
GCCGGGGUGACGGGCGCCGGUGCGUCAGGCGGGCGGGGCCGGCGGGACGCGGCGCGGCGGCGGAGCGGGGCAGGGAUGCGGGUACCGUGACUCACAGUGGGUGCCCAUGACAGACCUGGCUUCGCCCAUGGGCGAGAGCCCCUUCGCCUUCCCAGGCGGCGAGGAGGGGCUGGGGGACGAGAAGGCGCUGGUGAUCCACAGCCAGGCAGAGGAGGAGGCGGAGAAGGAGUUCAAGUGCAUCCUCUGCGGGGAAUGCUUCGGCCAGCAGCCCAGCCUUGCCCGACACCAGAAGCACCACGCUGGGGAACGCACCUUCAUCUGUGCCGAGUGUGGCAAAGCCUUCAGCCUCAAGCACAACCUCAUCAUCCACCAGCGCAUCCACACUGGGGAGCGUCCCUACCAGUGCGGCGUCUGCCAGAAGAGCUUCAGCCUCAAGCAGAACCUGCUCACCCACCAGCGCAUCCACAGCGGUGAGAAGCCCUUCUCCUGUCAGCGCUGCGGGAAGCGCUUCCGUGAGCAGCGCUUCCUCCUCAACCACCAGCGCACCCAUGCCGAGGACCGGCCUGGCACCACCACUGACACGGAUGUCCAGCCCGGCGGCAGCCGCUCACCAGAGCCUCAUGAGGCAGCCGGCGGCCCCUUCGCCUGUGCCCGGUGUGGGAAGAGCUUCGGCUGCAGGAGCAGCCUGGCCAUGCACCAGCGCAGCCAUGGUGGGGAGCGGCCCUUCACCUGCCCCGACUGCGGCAAGACCUUCAGCCAAAAGGGCUCCCUGAGGAUCCACCGGCGCACCCACACCAGAAAUGACAGCUGUGACUGCCAGAGCAGAGCCGGACCUCAGCAGCUGCCAGCCCCAUGCCACAUCCUGCAGGGAUGGAGCUGCACCACCGGGCAUGAAGAGGAGGAGGCAGUGGCUCGCCCCGGCUGCACGGAGAGCCCCCAGUGGCGCAGAAAUCACACGAAAUAAAAAUUAAAUAAAACACAAAGCUCGAGGGUGGAGACUGCUUCCCCACUGGCAGCAGCUCCAGCAUGGAGGAGGGACUGCAUUGAGGUAGGGGGCUGCACCCCGCUGCGGCAAGGCAGAGACCCCCAGCCCAGGCAGCGCAGAGGUCCCAGCACGGUACCAGCGGUGAGGAGCUGAAGGAUGACAGCGGCGGGUAGCACCUGGCCAAGAAGGUGUGGGGUGAGGGCAGCAGGGAGGACGCAGGGUGGGAAGUCUCCACUCUGACACCAAACCGCGGGUGGCGAGCCAGAGCCUGGCUGGGAGAAGUGAGAUGCACCAGGGUAGGAAAACCUCUGCCAUGCCGGGCACAUGCGGCUGCAGGAGAGGACUGGCACAUGGCACAGCUCUGGCUCCUGAUGAGGCCAACGUCCUGGUCACUGCUGAAUCCUGAGGGAGCUGGGCCAGGGCUCCCUCCUGCAGACCCUCCCUGCACCCUUGUGUGACGCCCUGGGCCAGCCGCAGGAUCCAGGUCAAGUGUCCAGGGUAAGUGUCCCCACGGGGGGGGGACAUGUGGCACUUCACAACACCCCAGCCUUCACCUGGUGCCAGCAGCACUGCCUGUCCCGGGGCAGGAUGCUCCAUGCACGGAACAAUGAACCAGAGCAGCAGAAAUGCAUUUUCCAAACCCAGGGACGUUGUUCCCCGAGCGUGUCACUCAGCACAGGGCCGUCCUGGUGGGCUGGCACCACGCUGCCCAUGCGCUUCCCCCCAGCUCCCAGUACUCCCAGACAAGGAGCGAAGCCCUCACGGGUGCCUGCACAGGGACCCCCCCGCACUGCCCUGUCCCCCCACCAUCUCCUUUGCUGCUGUUGUGUGGAAAUGCAGGUACUUCGAUAUGUAUCAUUAAACGAAUUAAAGCCUGGAAAAUCCCA